Manihot esculenta (cassava) is the source of this 1795-nucleotide messenger RNA. RefSeq names its product TBC1 domain family member 13. The record is from RefSeq and is a predicted model, not a curated record. Gene Ontology annotation, molecular function: GTPase activator activity. The transcript is spliced from 9 exons. Gene Ontology annotation, biological process: intracellular protein transport; activation of GTPase activity. Lineage: Eukaryota; Viridiplantae; Streptophyta; Magnoliopsida; Malpighiales; Euphorbiaceae. The coding region runs from base 114 to 1508 and encodes 464 amino acids.
CAAACAUGGGCUCAGUUACCAGAGGACUCCAUUAAUCACUUCAAAUCUUCUUUCUCUUCUCCUCUCUCCCUCUCUCUCUUUCUCUGUGCAUCAAACUAUCAAUCGCUCUUGUAAUGGUGAAGAAAAAUGUUCCUGAUUGGCUCAACAGCUCACUUUGGUCCACCACCGCUCCUUCCUCCUCCGCCGACGACGAUCGCCUUCACCGCUACUCGUCCAAGCACUCCACUUUCGCUGACUCCACCACCUCAACCGAAUCUUUCGAUGGGCUACCUGUCCCGGUGUCACCGCGCGCUUCAAAAAUAGAGGAGCCUCCUCCUCGUCCUUCGAUGCCUGAAAUCAAAAUUAAGGAUAAAGAUAAAGAUUCGCGAAACAGCGGUAGUACUAGUUUUAAUAAUAGUAAUAAUGAGGAUAAUGGGACCUCUGUGACCAGUCCAUCUGCCGAGGAUAUUUCCAUACAGGCUCAGUUCUUGACCGAGUUGUCAAGGAAGGUGGUGAAUAUAAGGGAAUUGAGGAGAAUUGCAUGUCAGGGGAUACCUGAUGGCUCCGGUAUUCGUUCUACGGUCUGGAAGCUCUUACUGGGGUAUCUACCAGCUGAUCGCUCCCUUUGGUCAAGUGAAUUGGCUAAGAGGAGGUCUCAGUACAAGCAUUUUAAAGAGGAGUUUUUAAUCAAUCCUUCGGAAAUCACAAGGAGGUUGGAGGAUUGUGAAAAUGAUGAGGCAAAAAGUGAAAGCAGUGGCAUGCUAUCAAGAUCGCAGAUAACUCAUGGAGAGCAUCCUUUGAGCCUUGGGAAGACCAGCGUCUGGAAUCAGUUUUUCCAGGACACAGAGAUCAUGGAGCAAAUUGACCGAGAUGUGAAACGCACUCAUCCAGACAUGCACUUCUUUUCUGGGGACUCAUCUUUUGCAAAAUCCAAUCAGGAGGCUUUGAAAAACAUAUUGAUUGUAUUUGCUAAAUUAAAUCCGGGCAUAAGAUAUGUUCAAGGGAUGAAUGAAAUUCUGGCGCCCCUUUUUUACGUAUUCAGAAAUGACCCUGACGAGGAAAUGGCGGUUUUUGCUGAAGCAGACACAUUCUUUUGUUUUGUUGAAUUAUUGAGUGGAUUUCGGGAUCAUUUCUGCCAGCAACUUGAUAACAGUGUUGUUGGUAUUCGUUCAACUAUUACAAAGUUGUCCCAGCUCUUGAAGGAACAUGAUGAAGAACUUUGGCGCCAUCUUGAGGUCACAACCAAGGUCAAUCCCCAAUUUUAUGCAUUUAGGUGGAUUACUCUCCUCUUGACUCAGGAAUUCAACUUUGCAGAUAGUCUUCAUAUUUGGGACACACUUCUGAGCGACCCUGAAGGUCCACAGGAAACUUUACAACGAAUAUGUUGUGCAAUGUUGAUUCUCGUUCGGAGGCGCCUGCUAGCAGGAGAUUUCACUUCUAAUCUCAAGCUUCUCCAGAACUAUCCCCCUACAAACAUCAGUCAUUUGCUCUAUGUGGCAAACAAGUUGCGUGCUCAACCAUCAGGCUAAUUAAUUUUUGCCACGCUGCUUUACUUUUCAUCCCUCCCUUGCUUUUGUGUUUGAAAUCUAUUGUUUGUAAAUUACUGGAUGUAAAUGUUGGUUGGAAUGGAGGGAGAAUCGCCUGACAUUUGUACUUGGCUACAUCUCGUUGGACUAGGCAUUUUUUAAAAUUUUACUUUUGCUUUUACCCUUCUGUAUUCUAGGUUGAGGAGGCGAGUUUGUCACAGCUUUGUCUGUAUUCCGGGUCUGUCUAGGUUUGUAUUCUUUGGUAUGAAUCCAUAAAGUUUUCGGUUGUA